ACGAGGUUACCUCAGAAAUCUUUGCUUUGAAUUUGUGAGUUCACGUGAAGACAGCCAUCAAUAUUGCCUUGCGCAAGUUGUUUUCUUGUGCGCAUGAUCUGAGCAAAAGGCGAGGGAAAGCCCUGCCAUGGGUUUUCAAGCGAGGUAGUCAUAGCAGCCUACGACACGAACGAAACGAAUGCAUUCUCGUCCAUGUGAAGGGGGAAAAAAGCAUUAAAUAUCAAUAAAAAAAUUAGGUCCUAUGUACCCGGGAGUCGGUGCUUUAAACUGAAGAGCAACAGAAAGAUUACUGAUCAAGUUUGAACAUAGCAAUGCAGGAUGCUUGGGAUUGUCGAAUUCAGAACGCUGGACAGCUCCGUCAGAACGCUGGAAGUCUUGUAGGAGUUAAAUUUCCCGACGAGGAAUGAAUUGUUGAGGAUGUGUGACAGUGGAUCAAGCAGGGGAUAAUGCACAGAUAUCGACAAACGCCAGUAAUCAGCUGGUGACAUUUUGGAUUGAGAAAUGGACUUGGCGGAAAUCCUCUUGGCGUUGUUUAUCGGUGUGAUCGCGAUUGUCUCUUUAUUAUCGAACUUACUGGUGCUGCUAUGUUUUGUCUACAGCACCGACAUCCGCAGGCAAGUUCCGGGAAUAUUUACCAUGAACUUGUCUCUCUGCAAUAUACUUAUUACCAUUUUAAACAUGCCAUCGACGUUGCUGGGGAUUAUUAAAAACCAACAGCCUUUUGGAGAUUGCGUAUGUCACACUGUAAGCUUUCUGGAGACUUUUUUGACUGCAAACACAAUGCUGAGCAUGGCAGCUCUGAGCAUAGACAGGUGGAUCGCUGUAGUCUUUCCGCUGAGUUACUCCAACAAAAUGAGAUACAAGGACGCGGUAAUCAUGGUGUGUUAUUCGUGGCUUCAUUCCCUCACUUUUUCGUUAACCUCUCUGCUUUUGUCCUGGGUCGACUACAGCCACAUAUACGCGUCCUGCACCUUACAUUUGAACGAGGAGAGCGAAAGGACAAAGUUUACAGUAUUCACCGUCGUGUUCCACGCAACGAGUUUCAUGCUCUCCCUCCUGAUAUUAUGCUUUACUUACUUAAAGGUUUUAAAAGUAGCGCGGUUUCACUGCAAGAGGAUUGACAUAAUAACCAUGCAGACCCUUUUCUUGCUGGUAGAUAUUCACCCCAGUGUUAAGCAACGCUGUCUCGCGGAACAGAAAAGGAGGAAACAACGGGCUACCAAGAAAAUAAGCAUUUUUAUUGGAUCGUUUAUUUUCUGUUUUGCCCCUUAUGUUAUCACGAGGCUGACCGAACUCCUUCCGCACGUGGGGAUUAACCGCCAUUGGGGCAUCGUGAGCAAGUGCCUGACGUACAGCAAGGCAGCCUCCGACCCCUUCGCGUACUCCCUCCUGCGGCAGCAGUACAAGAAAGCGCUGAUUAGCAUCGCCAACAGGCUGCUGAAGAGGGAUCUUUAUCCCUCCUCUGGGCCCAACAGUUCCUUAGACACGGAGAACGACUACAGCCUACAAAGAGUGAGCUAGCGUGAUGCGCGCGGGCAGCACCGCUGGAGACAGUAAUCAACACCUGGGAUUAUAGCAGAGUCGUGUCCUUUCAGAGAUCACCAUUCAAAGCCCGUACAAAUAAAUUAUUGACCGAGCUAAACAUCCGUGACUCAGACCAUGCCAAAUUGAGGAACUGGAUCACGCGGAAGGAUGCUGUGGCUGAGGAAUUUUCUGACAAGUUACAAAAACAAGAGCGCAUCUACUGGCAAGCUCAUUAUUUCCUUGCAAAAUCAAAAACAUUCCGUAAACCAAUAGCUGAGAUAUAUUAGCAACUGAAUAUCUGCUGUAUAUCGCUUAUAAAGCUACUUUUAUAUGACCGACUUCAUUUUCCGACUUUGCGCCACUAGCGCUACAUGGUGGUCCUCCAGAACUGAGGGCUGAUAUUACCAUAGAAAUAAUAAAACUGCUGGAGCUGGUCCCUGGUCAUGUAUUUUGCACGCGAGGGAGACGCGAUAAGGGCAUCAAGACAAUUUCUUUAAGUGGAACUAUGUUCUUAGCUCUACAUGGGGCUACACACAACUGAGAAGCACAUCUGGAACAAUUCAUUUUAGCUUAGUACGCUCAAUGUGGACAUCGUAGAGCUACUUUGCUCACAAUUCUAAUGUAGUCACUGGAUAUUAAUGCACUUUGUUGUUGUUUCAGAGCUAUCAGUUACAAGAAAAAUGCCAAAGGCAGAACAUCACUUUUUUUUAAAAAAUAGAGUAUGACCUUAAAGCUUAUGUUAUGUACCUGAAUGUACUGCCAGAUUCUUUUAACUGAAAUGUAUUUGUACUAUUUAAUUUUGCCUAAAAAGUGAAAUAUUUAUAAAACUUUAUAUUUAUAUAUAACAGUUAGGCUACCUAUUUUGCACUGUCCAAUAAAUAUGGUGUGUAUUUGUUAGACUGUACUUUUAUUCAGUAGAGAGAGAAGAAAUAAUCCAUUUUGGAGCAAAUAUUUUAAUGUUCAAGUAUUUUCAACUACAGUAUAUUGUGAUUGUGCCAGGUUUUAUUGAUAAAGUAUUUGAUAUAUGGGCUUAUUAUGCCUUGAAUUUCAAAUUGUUUUGAAGUGUACCUUCAUCAUGGAUUAUUCUGAAAAAUAAUGUCUGUGCUUUUGUGCGUGAGUGAAAUAAUUUGUGAAAUUAGUGCAAUAAAUUUGAGGAAAAUUUGCA
This is a messenger RNA of Anguilla anguilla (European eel), 2689 nucleotides long. It is a transcript of the gene gpr78b, whose product is annotated as G protein-coupled receptor 78b. The record is from RefSeq and is a predicted model, not a curated record. Gene Ontology annotation, cellular component: membrane. Gene Ontology annotation, molecular function: G protein-coupled receptor activity. Gene Ontology annotation, biological process: adenylate cyclase-activating G protein-coupled receptor signaling pathway. The transcript has 3 exons. The coding region runs from base 502 to 1521 and encodes 339 amino acids. NCBI's taxonomy places the organism in Eukaryota, Metazoa, Chordata, Actinopteri, Anguilliformes, Anguillidae.